CCGCCUGGUCUGCCCUCUCAUACCCCUCAAUGCCAUGGUGCCCAGGGACCCAUUGGAUUGUUGUCUGUCUGCCUCGUGCUUCUAGAGCCUGAGCAGCUCUAUGGGCCCGGAUGGCUAGACCCUGUCCAGGGCUUAUUCCCUGAUGUCGAAGCCGAUCUAUUGCUGCCUGGGAGUCUAGUAACUAGUUGUUGUUGUUCUUAUUCAGUGGAGUACCCUCAUCACACACUUGGAAGUUCCUGUGAGAGACCCUUAUGUUUAGGUUGUUUAUGGAAGAGCCCUUUGCCAGUUAGGUCUUGUCUCUAA
This is a messenger RNA of Rasamsonia emersonii CBS 393.64, 303 nucleotides long. RefSeq lists its product as uncharacterized. The annotation marks the transcript as partial. The transcript has a single exon. Lineage: Eukaryota; Fungi; Ascomycota; Eurotiomycetes; Eurotiales; Trichocomaceae. The record is from RefSeq and is a predicted model, not a curated record.